Messenger RNA from Botrytis cinerea B05.10, 2290 nucleotides. It is a transcript of the gene Bcefm2, whose product is annotated as Bcefm2. The transcript has 4 exons. Lineage: Eukaryota; Fungi; Ascomycota; Leotiomycetes; Helotiales; Sclerotiniaceae. Bases 472 to 1779 code for a protein of 435 amino acids. The record is from RefSeq and is a predicted model, not a curated record.
GUUAUUAGGGAACCCUAUACAAAUCUCAUCUCAUCAUCGAAGCUCAGAUCAAGAUGCGGGUCUGAUUUUGUGAGACUGUACAAAAGUGCAGCAGUACUUAUAUACAGCUCACUUUCAUUCGAUAUUUGAUAAAAGCAACAAGCUCCCCCACUUUUUGAUUUGUGGUUUCGGCUUGUUAGAAACUCUUGAGAUUCACUGUUCACUAACCCUUUCGUCGCGUGUAAAAGGGGUCCUGAGAUAAGCAGAUAUCUUUGACGGUGACAAGAGAGAACUCCAUCUGGGAGGGUGAAUAGAACUUAAGUUAUUGCGUUCUCUUACCUCGAUCAGGUACCAUCAGUUCUAUACCAUUUGAAGUCGAUCUUUCUAUAUAACAAGGUUAUAUUAACCGUUCUCUCAUAAACUUUCAUUUUCUGCAAACGGAAAGCUCUGUGUUGGUAUUUUUGACUAUCAUAGUCACUUGCUACGCUCAAUAUGCCCUCUAAUGAGUCACUAGAUGGCCUUGCCACCAACGGCAAUAAACCUAUUCACUCUUUGGAUUUCCCACAACUUUACAAACGACCAUCAUUCUUGGAACUAUUGCAAGUAUUGGAAUUACUGAAACUCCCACCACCUUCUUGGGAUUCAGAAUCCAGGAGGUCUCAAGAAUCCGAGGAUGCUCAAGGCAUAUCUCGUUACUUAACUAAAAUAAUUGGAAGCGAACUUGAUUGGUUGUCCAUAGGAGUAUCCGAAGAGGAAUGGGAACAACAAUGUGAGACUAUCCAUGAGCUUGCUAGCAAGAGGCUGGCUGAACGUUGUGGGCGCUCAGCAAUGCCAGAAAUGAUCCGUACUUGGACCAUCCCAACAUCUGGAGAUUCAGAAGACCUCGCUAUUGAAUUGUGUGAGCCUCCGCUCACUGGCGAUAGCUUGGGUCUCAAAACAUGGGGUACUUCCUUCGUAAUGGCUAAGAAGCUGGAGGAGCUGGGAAACCUCUAUUUCAGCGGUGUUCUUCCCAGCAGUGAUUUGACUGGGCAAAAGAUUGCAACUUCACAAAAUGGCCAAACUGUGGAAAGUGAGUCAACAGUAGAGAUUCAGUUGACAAUGGGGUACGACGAGACAUUGAACGGCAACACUAGAAUAAAUGGCAAUACCGUGAUAUUAGGAGAAACUAUGAUGGCCAGUGAGCCGAGCGUGGAAAGGGGUGUGAUGCAUCAAGGAGUCUCCUCGAGACAGGAUGUCUACAACGAAGGGAAAAUCCUAGAGCUUGGUUCUGGUACUGGACUUCUUGGAUUGACAGCAGCUAUGCUUUGGAACAAGACCACCAUCUUAACUGAUCUUCCUGACAUUGUUCCAAACCUGGAUGUUAAUCUCAAGAGAAAUGGUUUCGGUCACACUUCUGAAACUAAAGUCAGUGCAGAAAUCCUAGAUUGGAGUGACGCAGAACACUCCGUGGUGUUCAGUCACAGCCCAAAUGAUAAGUUUGAGAUGAUUCUUGUUGCCGAUCCCUUCUAUGAUUCUCACCACCCUCCUCUUCUUGCGGGGGUGAUCCCGAAGUUCCUCAAGAAUAGUCAAGAUAGUCGUGUGUUGGUAUCAGUACCACUAAGAGACAAUGCAACAAAGGCAAUGAAAGAUAACUUUGAGGAACUGAUGUCUAUUCAAGGAUACCAAUUAGUGGCUAGUGGUAGAGAACGUUGCUUCGAUGAUUGGGAAGAUUCAGAACGGGACGACGAUGAUGAUGGCGUGCACUGCUGGUGGGGUGUCUGGAAGCACGAUGUAGCGGCAUCUGCUCCUAUGAGCCUAUGAGUUUAUACAUAUCUAUCUGCUAAUUUCCACGAGUUGUUCGUUAAUGAAAUGAAUUGUGAAUCUUAUAGUGGCAAAGCAAAAGUUAUGUGGUUGGCAUGAUGGCAAAAUCAUGUACAGUCAGGAUGCUUUGUAGAUUGAUUCAGGAUCUAUUCCCUUCCUCCAAAUUCUUGUUCUUGGUAUUCAGAUAUGCGUUCCUCAUUCAUAGAUGGAUUGCAUCCCCAUUUCAAGUAACUUUCCCUAUCACUAUCCAAUGAUAUAUAGCCCCAUGAUUUCGCCUGCUAUACCAUGAUGCAUUCGCUCAGGGCACCUGUUCUUAUUCUUUGCUUGACAGGUAAUGCAUGUCGGAUUUGUUUUUCUAUCGCCAGUUAAGAAAUGAGAACACGAAUGUACCGCAACACAAAAAGAUAAAAGAUUACUCCAACGCUCGAGGUCCAUGAAGCUAAUGUACCUAAUCCAACCACCAUUGAAGCCUCCGUUUUUAUCAGUAUAGUCUAUUAACUCUGAAUAUGGA